AUGUUUUUCUCAACGGAAUUGCUCGAGAGGAGAGACAGUGGUUUUGGCCUACUAUGGUUGGCUGCUACCCUAGGCGCAAAAUCGUCAUUCAGGAAACUUCCAAAGCGCUCCGUCCUUACCGCUGAUAUAUCGCAACUCUGCGAUCUCAUUGCGGAGCCGACGGAACCUCUUGCGUUGCGAUUGUCCAGCAAUUUGAUGAUUGGUGUAGCUCGCGUAUACAAAGUCAAACAGGAAAUAUUUCUCACCGAUGUUACUACUUGUUUCAACUCGCUCAAGAAGGCCGUGCAAGAGUUCAAUAGCUUGUCGAAGGGCGCUACUGAACUUCAGAUGGGGCAACCUAGUCUGCGUCCAGAUGCAUUGACGUUGGUUGUUGACCCCGGAACGGCAUUCGCCAUGGAUUUCGGAAAUAUAUUUGCUGAUUGGGAUGAACAUCCACAAGGAGGCAAGGCCUUCUCGGACGCGGAGGAAUCCGAUGACGAGUUCGACCCCACAGCGAAGAAGAAGCAGAAGCAGAAGCCCAGGGAGAAACCCUCAUCCCUGGUAGAGAACGGACGGCCAAACUUGCAUAUGCUCGACGAACACCACGACCAUCUGCUUUCUGGAUCGUUUGAUGUGUCGUUCAAUGGCAACGCCUUCGAGGGCGCUGUCCCUUCUUCGUCUCAGUUCGACGGUGGCUUCGGUUUUAGUGAUGAUUUAUUUGCUCUUCCAGAGGGAAUUGACCUUGGGGGAGAAAUAGGAGAUGAACUGGCCAGGGAGCUCGGAGAGGGCUGGGGAAUUUCCCAGAACCAGCAAGGCAACGAGGUUCAGCAAGAUGCCGACGGUUUCAAUUUCGGAAUGGACGAUGGUGGUCUUGGCAUGGAUGUUGACUUCGAAGGACCGCGUCUGUUUGGAGAUGAAAACACUCGAAAUACUGCAGCUGACGGUAGUCCCAACCCUAUUCUUGAUGCUAACAAAGAGAACGUCUCCCCUCUGCACACUGUCGUUGUAUCCCUCGCGCCAUUCAGUCCAAUCCGUACCUUGGAGGCAGAUGCUCAGGCGAAUGCGGUCGGUCAAGAUGAAGACCAGGGAAAGCCAGCACGAAAGAGAGCGAAGCGUGUCAGAUUGCUACUUGACGCAAGGACAGAGUUGACCGACGAUGAACUAAAGGCUGCUCGUGCGAAUUAUAUGGAAGGCCAAGACAUAUUGAGACAGGAACUCGUCCAGAAGAAGCUUGAGAAGGAGAGCGGGAGGCUCCUCGAGGAAAUGAUAUGGGGUGUUCCUAAGGGCUUACAAGCGCCCGUACUUGUCGAUUUCUGGUUGGAGAAUUUCAGAAUGCAAGUGGAAGCGCGAUCUGGUGCUUUGUACCUUGAGUCCUCGGGGCAACCACCCACGAAGCGCAGAAAGAUCGGAGAACCUACUCCGGAAAAUGUUGAGAACGAUGCUAACGCAAUACCAAUGUCAGGCGUGCAACAUGGUGGAGAUUGGGGGAUGGAUGUGGGUGGGAACUUCAUGAUGGGCGGCGGCGAUGGGUUUGGCGAUUUUCAGAAUAUGCAAUACGACCCGAAUAUCGAGCCAGUGUCGAGGAUGCGUUCUUCUGAGGAGCCCGGCCAAGCUCGUCGUAUUUCGAGACCGCCUUCUGUACUCGGCAGCAACUUUGACUUCGAAGUCGGUCGAGGCCAAGACAUCGUGUCGGGUUCCCAGAGAAGCGCUCUGUUCCCGUGGGACAACGCAGGCGCAAGUUCGUCUGUCGUUGGAGGAACCUUCGACUUUGGCAGGGAAGGUAGUGCCAAGUUGAGCUUCGGCCGUGGAGCUAAGGGAAGCUCCGUGCGAGACAGUCCCCUACAUGUGGGGAGAGUCGUGGACCCUCCUGUCGACUUUGGCCUUGAGGACGUGAAUAUGGGCGGAGAAGGCUUCGAGUUUGCAGUCCCUGGGGAAGAUGAAGGGCAGCUCGAGUCUCAGCAGUCCGAUAUGAAUCUCUUGACCCUUGAGCGCAACUCGUUCAACUUCCUAGAAUAUGCCAAGAUGCAAUUGAAGACCUUUGCCGCACCUACAUCCACUCUUACCUUUGACGAUGUGGUGCCGAAGCUGACUAGCACUCCUCACGUUGCCGCUGCCGCAUUCUACCAUUGCUUAGUUCUAGCAACAAAGGAUCUUAUUGGCGUGUCCCAAGAAGAGGCAUACGGAACCUUCAAGAUCACGGUGAAGUGA
This is a messenger RNA of Sparassis crispa, 2187 nucleotides long. RefSeq lists its product as hypothetical. Gene Ontology annotation, biological process: mitotic sister chromatid cohesion; replication-born double-strand break repair via sister chromatid exchange; synaptonemal complex assembly. The record is from RefSeq and is a predicted model, not a curated record. The transcript is spliced from 18 exons. The coding region runs from base 1 to 2187 and encodes 728 amino acids. Gene Ontology annotation, cellular component: synaptonemal complex; cohesin complex. Gene Ontology annotation, molecular function: chromatin binding; protein binding. NCBI's taxonomy places the organism in Eukaryota, Fungi, Basidiomycota, Agaricomycetes, Polyporales, Sparassidaceae.